UGGGUGUGCACGUAACCAACUUUGCUAAUUAACCGUUCUGUGAUGUGGGGUGUGAACUUCCCACCUUACCACGGCCAGAUGGAGAUGCGAGGGCUUCAAUGGGUAUGCUAAGUAACCAGUUCAUGGUUCGCAUUGGAUGUCAUGAGCCAUCAUCACCAAAGAAGAAGAAACUUCGGGAAGAGCUGUUGGAGGCCGGGAAGGAACAUUUAAAUGGUGAACUCCGUUAAGAAGCAGCCUCUCAACCCGAUGCUUCUCGUCUCCUUAUUGCACUCAUGUAAGACUGCGAAGCAACUGAGGUCCGUCCAUGGAACGAUGAUUGUCAGCGGAGCGUUGCGAGAGAGUGAAACGUUCCUCUGGAACUCACUUAUCAAAAGCUACAGACAUUGUUGCUACGGAUCGCUAGAACCUAUCCUUCUGUACCACCAAAUGAUGCGUAAUGGUAUUGUUUUUGAUAAAUUUACGUUUCCCUUCGUGAUCAAAGCAUGCACCAAUCUUCGAACAAUCAAAUUGGGGCAGCAGAUCCACGGCCAAGUGGUUAAGAGCAGGCAUGUAGUGGACCAUUUCGUUCAGGGCUGCCUUGUGGAUAUGUAUGCCAAGGGUGGCAGCAUAGAAGCUGCUCGCCUUUGUUUUGAUUCCAUGCCAUACAAGAAUUCGGUGUCAUGGAACUCCAUGAUUGAUGGGUACGUGAAACAUGGGGAUGUUGGCACUGCACGCCAUUUGUUCGAUAGAAUGCCGUUGGAGGAAAGAGAUUUGUUUUCAUGGAAUGUGAUGAUUGAUGGAUAUGGAAAGAAUGGUCAAGUCAAUCUGGCACGUGAAUUGUUUGAUGAAAUGCCUGAGAAGGACGUUGUGUCAUGGAACUCUAUGAUGCAUGGGCAUGCCAAGGCUGGUAAUAUGAAGGAAGCAAAGGAGUUAUUUGACGUUAUGCCAGCGAGAGACAAUGUGUCAUGGGGAAUCAUGGUUUCAGGGUAUGUCAAUUGCGGUGCCAUUGACAUGGCCCGUCAUGUGCUUGAUCUGAUGCCUCGGAGUAACCUGUUUUCGUGGAAUGCAUUGAUUGAUGGGUAUGCAAAAAUCGGCAGUAUUGACAUCAUGUUAGAAUUGUUUGAGCAAAUGAAAAGGAAGAACUUGGUGUCUUGGAAUAUUGUUCUCAAUGCAUUUGCAAAAUGUGGUGAUACGGAGAUGGCAUGCCGAAUGUUCGAACGGAUGCCUGAGAAGGAUAUAGUUUCUUGGAACACAAUGAUAGAUGGAUAUGCUAAAACCGGAGAUGCUGGAAGUGCACGGAAAUUGUUUGAUGCGAUGCCAUUCAGGGAUGUGGUGUCAUGGAAUUCGAUAAUUUCAGCAUACAAAAACUCUGGUUGCACUGAGGAAUCUGUAGGCCUCUUCCAUAGCAUGUUGGCAGGUGGAACCACACCAGAUUGCUCGACGCUCGCUGUUGUACUUUCGGCCAUUGCUGACAUGGGCAUUCUUGCUGAAGGCAAAUGGGUUCACCGUUAUCUUGAAAGGAAUCAAGUUCCAUUGAGCGGAAAUGUUGGUGUUGCUCUUAUAGACAUGUACUCUAAGUGCGGGAAUCUGGAUAUUGCUACAGAAAUAUUCUGCAGCAUGCCACAGAAGAGCGUAGAUCAUUGGAAUUCGAUGAUUGCUGGACAUGCAGUUUAUGGCUAUGGUAGUUAUGCCAUCCGCUUGUUCGAGGAACUUCAGAAAUCGUCGGUGGAGCCUGAUGAUAUAAGUUUCAUUGCUGUUUUGAGUGCAUGCAGUCAUGCUGGUUUGGUAGAUGAGGGCCAUUACUACUUCAACCUCAUGACUUUGCAGUAUUGUUUGGAACCGAAGAUCCAGCAUUAUGGCUGUCUGGUCGACCUCCUGAGCCGUUCAGGACAUGUGGAGGAGGCAAGUUUACUAGUGAAGAACAUGCCUAUGAAGCCAAAUGAUGUCAUUUGGAGGGCACUUCUUGGUGCUUGCAAGACACACGGGAACGUAGUCGUUGGAGAGGAGGCAGCGAAUCACUUGUUUGAACUCGACCCCGAUGACACCAGUUCUUAUUCCCUUCUGUCUGACAUGUACGGUGCAGUGGGACGUUGGGAUGAGGCUCUCAAGACAAGGGAAACAAUGAAAGAGAAAGGAAUAAAGAAACUAGCUCCAGGUUGCAGUUCUAUUGAAUCGGAUGCUAUUGUUCAUGAGGUUGAUGCUACUCUGCCUGACAAUCCAGCAGGACAUAUGUUGUAUCAUGGAGCUGAGAACACGCACAUUGUUAGUGAGAAGGAGCAAUUUGUCCUGGAGAGAAUCUCAAAAGAGCGGACUCGCUUGUGGUUCGACACAAAGGACUAGAUGGACACAUUGAGUUGCUGAGAAACAAUCGAUUUGAGGGGCCUUAGAAAGAUCGACUUGGGGAUAUGACUGACAUCUGGAACGCCAUGAUUGGGAUGUUUGCGCCCUUGCUUCGUGUUGCUUAUGAGGGAAUUUGCAGUAUACGGUUCGAAGCUAAGUUGAGAAAUUCAACAAGAGGAGAUGUAAUGGUGCAAGAAGCAGUCCGAAGGAAAACUAUAUCCCUCAGAUUGUUUUGCAUAUGUGGAUGAUCUUCCUCUAAAUUUACCCAUUCGUGCGCAAGUCCAUUCCGUAGCAAACGUGCAAUGAGAGCUCGUAACUGCAUUUCUAAGAUGGGGUUCAUUUCUUUUGAGUUUUUAUUAUUACAUAGCAUGGUUAUAUACUCGGUUGCUGAAGCAUAGAACCUACGCGCUGAACAACGGGUUGGGAUUGUCCUUGCCAUAUAAAACAACAAAGCUGCAUGUUUUCUCACUCAAAAUGUUGUAAUUCUGUGGGCAGUU
This is a messenger RNA of Nymphaea colorata (pocket water lily), 2816 nucleotides long. Its product is annotated as pentatricopeptide repeat-containing protein At2g45350, chloroplastic-like. Gene Ontology annotation, molecular function: RNA binding; protein binding. The transcript has a single exon. Gene Ontology annotation, biological process: RNA modification. Bases 211 to 2319 code for a protein of 702 amino acids. The record is from RefSeq and is a predicted model, not a curated record. Lineage: Eukaryota; Viridiplantae; Streptophyta; Magnoliopsida; Nymphaeales; Nymphaeaceae.